AUGUUCAGCCCACCUCAUUCGCCCUCUCUACAGACGCCUAUUGCGAGCCCAUCUACUUCGCACCCAUCUUUGUCGACCCCAAUGUCGACCGACAGCCCAUUAUCCGUUGCUCAAAGUCCACCAUCGGAAAAUACUAUUUCGGUCCAUGAUGACAAUCUUCAGGUUGUUGAUCUUGAAGCUUUAACACCAUCAUCCAGUGCGGGGAAGCGCCCUAUUGAGAUUGUUGCCACCACUGACUCUUUGGAGUGGUUUUCUUCAAAAGGCGGUGUUGUUUCUGCUACCUUGAAGAUCCCAAAAAUGAAAAACUUGGAGUAA
This is a messenger RNA of Lactuca virosa, 315 nucleotides long. Lineage: Eukaryota; Viridiplantae; Streptophyta; Magnoliopsida; Asterales; Asteraceae. The record is from the annotation of a GenBank genome assembly.